Messenger RNA from Portunus trituberculatus (swimming crab), 2388 nucleotides. RefSeq names its product gamma-aminobutyric acid receptor subunit rho-3-like. The record is from RefSeq and is a predicted model, not a curated record. Lineage: Eukaryota; Metazoa; Arthropoda; Malacostraca; Decapoda; Portunidae. Gene Ontology annotation, molecular function: neurotransmitter receptor activity; transmembrane signaling receptor activity; extracellular ligand-gated monoatomic ion channel activity. Gene Ontology annotation, cellular component: membrane; neuron projection; synapse. The coding region runs from base 16 to 1182 and encodes 388 amino acids. Gene Ontology annotation, biological process: nervous system process; regulation of membrane potential; monoatomic ion transmembrane transport. The transcript is spliced from 5 exons.
UUCACGCAGAUAGUGAUGGAAGUCAACUUGGCGUGGCGAGACGAGCGGCUUACUUUCUACAACUUGCGUUCGUCUGCUGGUUUGCCCAACAUCCUGGACAACGACAUCCUUUCGUUACUAUGGGUCCCGGGUAUCUACUUCCCUUCCGGGCUCUUCGAGGAGAACCUGAAACUCGAGACAGGAACGAUGACUCACACGACCGUGACAGCAGUGCCGGGUAGAAAUGGUUCACUCACCACACUUAACAGUUACGAGACCUUGGAGUACCCGGGCAGCGAUGUGGUGCUGCAUAUAAAGAUGCUCACGCUGGUCACCACCACUUGCUCCUUCACACUGCGAGCCUACCCGUUCGACACGCAGAUGUGCGUGAUUCCAAUGAAGCUUGAUGGUUUCGGGACGUUCCAGAUAGCGGAGGAACAUCUAAGAGUGCUCAGUAACGAUCUCUCCUUGCCUGUGUUCGAAUUCCGUCCGGUCCGCUGCUUCUACAACGCAUCUCUGUCGCAGGAAGUGAAGAUGGGGCUUCUGCUCACGCGGCGCAGCGGGGCCUUCCUUUUAUCUUCGAUAGGACCCUGCGUGGUGCUGUUGUUGCUGGGGCAUCUCUCCUUUGUCGCCUUCCCACUCCACCAAUUCACGGACAGAGCCUCGACCUCCCUCUCACUACUCAUCGUGGUGGCUGCGCUCUUCUCGCAGAUGAGCAGCACAAUGCCAGAGUCAGCACAGCCCAAAGCCAUCGACAUGUGGUUUUUCUACUGCAUCCUCCGCUUCUUCAUUUUCUUCGUGUUCCACUGCAUCGUCGAUCACCAUUACAAGAAAAGUAUCGAGGCCGACAAGAGGCAGAAGGAAUCUCUUGCCUCCUCCAAGCAACAGGAAGCGCUCAUCUUUUUUAAGGCACCAAGUCUUGACAGCCUGAAAGACCCGUGCGAGCCGCCUGACAAGGGAGACAAUGACGAGCCCUGCCACCACGGACGAUGGGUGACAGAGGGCAAAUGUUCCCUGCCAUCCAUCACCCUGCCCCACCCUUGGCUCACGCCCCAGCUGGUCAACAGGAUGAGUCUAUUCUUUGGAGUGUUUCAGGACUUGAUGUUUGUGGUCGGAUUCAUCAUCCACCUGAAUACCACGAACAGCUUCACCAAGACACAGUUCUACACAUUUAAGGACUGUUCUGAGAGGGGAUGGCGGUGAGCGAAUGGCAAAGUGUAACAUCUUACCGUCCCCAUGCACCGCCGCCGCCGCCACCGCCACCAACACCAACAUCAACACCUCUACUACCACCAACUCAUGUCACGUCGGGCAUAGGGGAUGGUAACGCUAGCUUUUAAUUCUGAUGUAGAAAGAAAAAAUAAUAAAGAAAUAACCACUAUAUAAAUGCGUCAUCAUCGUAGCAAAUAAAAGUGUUUCCUUCACAACAUUGCACCGUUUCUUCCGUCCACAAGUAUCUUGCCACGCUGAGGUUAGUGCUAAGUCAAACAGCUCAACGCACGGGAAGUUAUUGUAGCUCAUAGCAGCACAGUAAGCAUUUGUGUCACUUGAGUUCAUGAAGCAGGGUGACCUCGCCUCUGACUGCGUUGAUACUUUGGUCCAGAAUUGUGAAACGCUUUGCUCUCUCCUCGACUAUCUUCAAAGACCACAGAGAUGACCAGCCGGUUUUUCAAGAAUGUUUCUCAUUUGAUAAAGUAAAAAUAUGAUCAAUCUGCCGUUAGACCAGUAGAAACAACCUUAUGAAUAUGUGUAACUUCAACAUACAGAGCCUUUUAAAAGCAAUAGAGCUGAGGCGCCGAUAUGUUUCAGAACGUGACCCUUAUUUGUAUUUUUUGCUAUGUAUCGUUACUAAUGUUAAGACUGAUUGCUGUUCUUGUGUCUGCAGGAGUAAAGCGAGUAUUAGUGAGCAACUCUAACGUCUCACAUUUUCUUUGUCAAUAUUUACUUUCCUUCAUUGUUCCAUUUCACUUAAUUUGAAUAUCUCUUCUUACCUUUUUUUUUUUUUUCGUUAUUAUGAUGAAAUCUGUCACAAAUUGGUCUUUUCUCACUCUUCGAUGCAGUGACUAUGUGCACCGAUCCUCAACAAAUAUGAACAUUCUUAACCCUUUCAGUACCAUGACGCGCUUCCGUAUUCCUUCUGCUUACUAUUUGCUGACUUUAUACAACUUCAGGGGGAUUGAAAUAGUGAAGACUGCUGCUAUUAAUCUUCUGACCACCAUACACCCUUCUCAAGGUAAAUAAUUGGUCUAAUCGUACACAAAUCUCAAGGUAAAAAUGCGUUUCCAGUACUGAAGGGGUUAAUUCGACGUAAAUAUAUAUGUAGGUAAUAAGAUCGGACUGACUCGUGAAUGGAGGUAAAUGCUGUCCUUUCUUUUAUAUAUAUAUAGAUAAGCACACGACGAAUGUUCU